AUGCUCCCCGAAGCCAGUUCCCUGUGGCUACUUCGGCUGCUCCGGGACAUCCAACUGGCCCAGUUUUACCGGCCGAUCCUUGAGGAGCUUAAUGUCACUCGGCCAGAACAUUUUGACUUUGUGAGGCCUGAGGACCUGGACAACAUUGGCAUGGGCAGGCCUGCCCAGCGCAGGCUUGCUGAAGCCCUGAAGAGGUACCGCUCGGGUGUCAAGUCUAAGAACUGGGUCUACAAGAUCCUUGGGGGGUUUGCACCUGAACAGAAGGAGAUGGCUCCACGCUCAGACAGUCUUCUGUGUCUCCACGAGCCAGAGGGGGGACUCAAGAGUCUGAUUCCAGAGGGUGCUGUGUGCAGAGGGGAGCUCCUGGGCUCGGGUUGCUUCGGUGUUGUCCAUCGAGGGCUGUGGACACUGCCCAGUGGCCAAAGUAUCCCGGUGGCUGUCAAGUCCCUCCGUGUUGGCCCUGAGGGCCCUAUGGGCACUGAGCUGGGAGACUUCCUGCGAGAAGUGUCUGUCAUGAUGAAGCUGGAGCACCCACACGUGCUGCGCCUGCACGGCCUCGUACUGGGCCAGCCUCUACAGAUGGUCAUGGAGCUGGCGCCACUGGGCUCCCUGCAUGCGCGUCUGACUGCCCCAGCGCCGACACCCCCACUGCCUGUGGCCCUACUGUGCCUUUUCCUGCGUCAGUUGGCAGGAGCCAUGGCGUACUUGGGGUCCCGUGGGUUAGUGCACCGGGAUCUCGCUACCCGCAACCUGCUCCUGGCCUCACCGCGCACCAUCAAGGUGGCAGAUUUUGGACUUGUGAGGCCGCUGGGCGGCGCCCGGGGUCGCUACGUGAUGGGCGGGCCCCGUCCCAUCCCCUAUGCCUGGUGUGCCCCAGAGAGCCUCCGCCAGGGAGCCUUCUCCUCUGCCUCUGAUGUGUGGAUGUUUGGCGUGACACUGUGGGAAAUGUUUUCUGGAGGCGAGGAGCCCUGGGCGGGUGUUCCACCAUAUCUCAUCUUACACCGGCUGGAGAAGGACCGAGCCAGGCUGCCAAGGCCUCCUCUCUGCUCCAGGGCCCUCUACUCACUCGCCUUGCGUUGCUGGGCCCCUCACCCUGCAGACCGGCCUAGCUUUUCCAACCUGGAAGGGCUGCUUCAAGAGGCUUGGCUUUCUGAAGGACGUUGCGUUAGGGAAGUUACAGAGCCAGGUGCUUUGCGGAUGGAGCCGGGUGACCCCAUCACUAUCAUUGAGGGCAGCUCCUCUUCCCACAGCCCCGACACCACAACCUGGAAGGGUCAGAACGGCCGCACCUUCAAAGUGGGCAACUUCCCGGCGUCAGCGGUGAUACUGCCAGACGUGGGGGGUUCGCCAGUCACCCAUCCAGCUCCCAGAGCCUCCCCUGCCCGGGGAGAGAAAUGCCGAGGAAGCAUGGAGGGGGACAGAGAGAAGACAAAGUUCCAGGAUGUAGCAUCAGCACGGGGCCAGAGAAGGAAGGUGCCCCUGCAGAGGAUGAAAGGAAUUUCCAAGAGUCUGGAGUCAGUGCUGUCCCUGGGUCCCCGACCCACAGGAGGUGGUUCAAGCCCUCCGGAACUUCGACAUACGAGAGCUAUGCCCCAGGGGCUCCCAGACCUGCCUCCACGCCCACCUUUUAUCUCCAGCUCUUCUCAGCCCAUCCAGCCCCACAAACCACGGCCUCCCUGGCCCAAAUCACACAAUCACCGCACCGGAGUACCUGGAGCCAGCAAAGCCACUGUUCCUUCUGGAGGCCCAUCGUCAGACCCCGAGUGGCAGAGGAAGAUUAUAGAGGUGGAGCUAAGUGUACACGGAGUCACUCACCAACAGUGUCAAGUGGCACUGAGAACCUCUGGGGGAGAUGUGGCGUCUGCUAUCCGGAACCUCAAGGUAGACCAGCUCUUCUACCUCAGUAACAGGUCCAGAGCAGACUGUCGGCGCAUCCUGGAGCAUCACCAGUGGGACCUAUCAGCAGCCAGUCGCUAUGUCCUGGCCCGGUCCUGAACCCUACAUCCUGGGGAUGGCUCC
This is a messenger RNA of Microtus ochrogaster (prairie vole), 2019 nucleotides long. It is a transcript of the gene Tnk1, whose product is annotated as tyrosine kinase non receptor 1. The transcript is spliced from 12 exons. Bases 1 to 1995 code for a protein of 664 amino acids. The record is from RefSeq and is a predicted model, not a curated record. Lineage: Eukaryota; Metazoa; Chordata; Mammalia; Rodentia; Cricetidae. Gene Ontology annotation, molecular function: protein tyrosine kinase activity; ATP binding; protein binding. Gene Ontology annotation, biological process: protein phosphorylation.